Parascedosporium putredinis is the source of this 270-nucleotide messenger RNA. Lineage: Eukaryota; Fungi; Ascomycota; Sordariomycetes; Microascales; Microascaceae. The record is from the annotation of a GenBank genome assembly.
AUGGUUGCCAAGGUUCUCUUCUGGAGCGGCUUCGGCUUCGCCGCCCGCUGGUGGCAGAUGGGCAUCGAAAUGCGCCCAUUCUUCAACAAAGAGUCCCUUUGGGUUUAUCCUAUCUAUAUGGCCGGCGGAGCUGGUUUCGGUUAUUGGCUACAGGGCGUGGAGGACCGACAGAACGACCAGAUCGCCGAGAGGAAACAGAGCCUGCUAGAGAAGAGGGCGAGGAAGGCGCUCAGGGAUGCGGAAGCAAACAAGACUGAGGCCGAGGCGUAA